AUUAAUUGUGAAAUCGUCAAAGUGUGUGUGCGUUCUCUGUAGAAAAAACUUAAAAGUUUGUAGUGAACUAAUUAAACGACUUUGAUUGAAAUAAAGAAGAAAAAUGGCCCGUACUAAGCAGACCGCCCGUAAAUCGACUGGAGGAAAGGCUCCUCGUAAGCAGCUGGCCACCAAAGCUGCCAGGAAGUCGGCCCCGUCUACCGGUGGCGUCAAGAAGCCCCAUCGUUAUCGUCCCGGCACUGUUGCCCUUCGUGAGAUCCGUCGCUACCAGAAGUCGACUGAGCUGCUCAUCCGCAAGCUGCCGUUCCAGCGUCUUGUUCGUGAAAUUGCUCAAGAUUUCAAGACAGAUCUCCGUUUCCAGUCGGCUGCCAUUGGUGCCCUUCAGGAAGCAUCUGAGGCCUAUUUGGUGGGCCUUUUCGAGGACACGAACUUGUGCGCCAUCCACGCCAAGCGCGUCACUAUUAUGCCCAAGGACAUUCAGUUGGCGCGCCGCAUCCGUGGCGAGCGUGCUUAAGGAGGAGAAGUAUGAUCACAGUGGAGUGUAACAAUUCCCUUUGCAAUGCACGCGCGACCGCGGCUCUGCUACACAAAACAACAACAAGCGGCAGAUGCAGCAGCAACACAAACACAAACAUCAUGCAAGUGGUCGCGCCACAUUGAAGGGGAACUCAAAAACAAGUUGAUUAAUCAUCCAUUUCAAAACUUACAUGUAUACACUUACCAUCUUUGUUUUCGAGUUAAGAUUAAUUUAGGUAGAGGCAGUUUUCUUGAAUGAAAUUCAUUCUAACUGCUGGCAAAUUGGGCCAGGGCCAGCACAUACAAAAACCCGCAACCGAGCGGGCGCCCGAUUGCCGGCAAAAAGAGAUGGGCCCCUGAAAAUUUAACUUUUACAUACAUACACAUAUGCCCGUAACACUUAUUAUUAUUGCUAUUAUAAUUGUACAUUAGAAUUUAACAUUAUUUUUCUAUAUAUAUAUAUAUAUAUACACACAUAUAUAUAUAUAUAUAUAUACCAUUUAUGUCGCCGCGUCGCUCUCUCAUCUCAUCGAAAUGAGAUCCCAUCCUUCUGGUCGCGCUGCUCUUGUCGUCUCGAACAUCGCCACCACAUCUCCAACUGGCGUGGACGAUGCCCUGUUUGCCGGAAUUGCCCAUCCAUUAAUUGCCCUGUGCAGUAGCCCCCGAAAGAAGCUGCUGCAUGGGGCAUGCAGCGUCAACACAACCCGAUCGCGUUUGAAUGGGGACUGCCGGUAAACUGCAAGUGAGCAUCGUUUGCGUGUGGCAAGGCGACAGGAAGGUGCGACCAGGUGGCUAUACCGGGCCAGAGGGCGUAAACCAUGUGGGCGGCGCUAUAAACAUUAUAAACACCCAACUUUAACAACAACCAACAACAAGAACAUCUGAAAAUGAUAUCCAAUAUAACACCGAAGACCGAAUUGAAUACACUUACUUCUAAACAUACAUAUAUACUACAUAUAAAACGUAAAGUAAGCAUUCAUACAUAUAUCUUGUAGACACUAGACAUAAAAUAGAUCUUGUCUUUUUAUUCCAUUCCUUUACUCGCGAACCCGAACAACGGUUCAUGUUGAAGAUCAAACAAACAUCAAACAAACACACAUACCAACCGUGUUGUUGUGUUGCGGCGAGAGUAGCAAAGGGAAGAAUAAAACAGGUGGGUCCCCGGCUCGUUCCGCUCCCUCUCUGUGUGGGGAGCGGAGACGAAGGUAGUUGAUUAAAUAAGUUUUAGAAUUACAAGCAUUUUAUACGUUUUUGGCAAGGGAGAAUUAGAACAGAAAGCUAACCCAGCCCCCCCCCCCCCCCCCCAACCCUUCCUCCAUGGAUUGUGAGAGUUGGUGGGGCAUUCAAAAACAGACAUAACCACACAGAUGGAGGAAAUUAACAACAACAAUGUACCCAUUAUAUACGUAUGGUAUGCACUAAGAAAAUAAUUACAUAAAUAAUAUGCAAUACAUUAAAAUAGUUAACAAAAAAAUCAGAAAUCAGCAGAAAUCUUUAUCUUAAAGACUGCCAUAGAAUCCCCGAAAAAAUAAACAU
This is a messenger RNA of Drosophila guanche, 2052 nucleotides long. Its product is annotated as histone H3.3A. Gene Ontology annotation, cellular component: nucleosome. The coding region runs from base 104 to 514 and encodes 136 amino acids. The transcript is spliced from 3 exons. The record is from RefSeq and is a predicted model, not a curated record. Lineage: Eukaryota; Metazoa; Arthropoda; Insecta; Diptera; Drosophilidae. Gene Ontology annotation, molecular function: structural constituent of chromatin; DNA binding; protein heterodimerization activity.